Molecule: messenger RNA, 1127 nt
Organism: Molossus molossus (Pallas's mastiff bat)
Lineage: Eukaryota; Metazoa; Chordata; Mammalia; Chiroptera; Molossidae
Gene: GNG2
Product: G protein subunit gamma 2
Exons: 4
Coding region: 199-414 (71 amino acids)
Biological process (GO): G protein-coupled receptor signaling pathway
Cellular component (GO): heterotrimeric G-protein complex
Molecular function (GO): G-protein beta-subunit binding
Source: RefSeq, a predicted model, not a curated record
CUCGGUGGGCAGCUCCUACUACAGCUGGGCUGGGCUGGGCUGGGCUGGGCGGGCUGCGCGGAGCUCGGAGCUCGCUGCACACACCAGCUCGGAGAGGAGAAAGCCUCUUCUCUGACCAGCCUCGGAGCCAAGAUCUGCCAGAGAGCCUCAGGCUUCGGGACCUGGAAAGUGUGUCUGAAGAACCCACCCAGCACGCCAAUGGCCAGCAACAACACUGCCAGCAUAGCGCAAGCCAGGAAGCUGGUGGAACAGCUGAAGAUGGAAGCCAACAUCGAUAGGAUAAAGGUAUCCAAGGCAGCUGCGGACUUGAUGGCCUACUGCGAAGCUCAUGCCAAGGAAGAUCCCCUCCUGACCCCUGUUCCGGCUUCAGAGAACCCAUUUAGGGAGAAGAAGUUUUUCUGUGCCAUCCUUUAAGUCUUCACGAGGAACCUGAAGAGCCUCGGGGCUCCUGGGACACUGAUGUAGAGUUUCUAGCAAAGUGGGCGCCUUUCUAGUCCACAGCAUUUAAAAAGAGGGAGGAGAACCAUCCUGGAAUCUCCAGGCUAUGCAUGUUUAAAGAUUGGUCCCCUUUACGACAAUGAAAGCCAAUCCACACCCUGAGUUAAGAUCUGUUACCUGCAGAACUGCCUGGAGGAGGGGACUGUGUAAAGAUAAAAUCCGUGUCAUUUCUUUUCUGCUCUCCCUCCCGAAACCUCCUGUUUCUGCUUCAUAUUUAAAAAAAUAAAAUAAAAAUUCAAACAGACAGCUGUACUGAGCUAAGAUAUGUCUGACCUUCUUGGAAUGAAUAUUGCCUUUAGAAUACCCUUUGAUCAGCUGAGUUGUCCAGUGUAACCACGGUUCGGUUUAAUGGCAUUGAUGUCUAGUCUUUGUGCCUUCCUGUUCUUUUCUCCUUCUCCCCAACCUUCCCUCCAGCCCCUCCCAGUAGAGCAGUACAGAGAUCAGGCUGGACUUGUCUGUGAGACGGAACUCCAAGGAUGAGCACCCAAAAUGUUUAGGGAGAUAUUCCCCGUGGUUUAUCCGCAUAGUAAUAACAAAAACAAUGCCGGUUGUCUGUGUUCUCUUAUCACUAUUCCUGACAUUUGUACAUGAUAGCUUUGAUUCUGCAAGUAAAAGUAAAUCCUGUGUUG